GGUCUAACCUGCCAUAUAAAGAGCAGUGUGUCUGUUGUUCAGCUCAGGGAAAGAGUGAGUCGCAUGACAGGAAGCUGUUGAAUCACUUCACUGGCUGAAGAUGCUCAGGAGCACUCUGUGGCUGUUUAUGGGGGUGUGUGUGUGGGGCUUUGCGUCCUGCUCCAUCACAUGUCCUGAUGGGAGUGUCUGCUCUGAUUACGCCACCUGCUGUUUGACUAAGCAUGGAUAUAGCUGCUGUCCAUAUCCAAAUGCUGUGUGCUGCACUGACCUGGCCCACUGCUGCCCUUCAGGUUUUCGUUGUAACCUGAUCACCCAGAUGUGUGAGAAAGAAGACCAGCUGUGGAUAAAAACACCCAUGGUGAAGAAGGAGGGUGCAGAGGAACCAAGCCCUUCUAUUUUAUCUCUAUCUCCCUUUCAGGAGCUCAAAAACAAUCAUGUCCCAGACCAAAAAAAGAGUUCAAUUGUUCACUGUGACUACUAUUACACUUGUCCAACUGGCACUACCUGCUGCAGACACCCAAAAGGAGCCUGGUUCUGUUGCCCAUACUCUCCUGGCAGGUGCUGUCUGGAUGGCUUCCACUGUUGUCCAUAUGGCUAUGACUGUGACCUCACAUAUACGUACUGCGUGAGGGGAGGCCUGAGAUACCCUUUCAACCCCAAACAAGCUCUGUCAUCAGUCCCUGCCUCUCUUAUUUCACCUUCGAAAGACAAAGCCAGCUUUCAGGAGAUACCUAUGACAGCUCUAGCAGAGGCCAGUGCUGGCACCCCCAAGGCUGGAGUCAUUCGCUGUGAUUCGGAGUUUUACUGCUCACCAGGGACAAGUUGCUGCAAGGGACCCAAAGGCCAGUGGAACUGCUGUCCCUACCCACUGGGCCAGUGUUGCAAAGAUGGUCUGCAUUGCUGUCAGUAUGGAUAUACCUGCGACCCCUCCUACGCAUCGUGCAGAAGGAUGUACUCUCAGGUCCCCUCAGGAACACAGGAACACGCCAAAACAGACCGAGGACGUGUUGUUUAAGUACACAGUGACAGUGUUUUCAUCACUUUGGUACAUUACUUUGAUACACAUUGACUCUAACAAUACUUUGCCGCUUUGUGAAAAAACAAACAAAAAAAAAAACAACAAACAAACCAAAAAAUAGAAACUGGCCA
This is a messenger RNA of Toxotes jaculatrix (banded archerfish), 1149 nucleotides long. Its product is annotated as progranulin-like. The transcript is spliced from 6 exons. NCBI's taxonomy places the organism in Eukaryota, Metazoa, Chordata, Actinopteri, Toxotidae. Gene Ontology annotation, cellular component: extracellular region. The coding region runs from base 101 to 1015 and encodes 304 amino acids. The record is from RefSeq and is a predicted model, not a curated record.